This is a messenger RNA of Australozyma saopauloensis, 1605 nucleotides long. RefSeq names its product glutamate--tRNA ligase. The record is from RefSeq and is a predicted model, not a curated record. The transcript has a single exon. Gene Ontology annotation, cellular component: mitochondrion. The coding region runs from base 1 to 1605 and encodes 534 amino acids. Gene Ontology annotation, molecular function: glutamate-tRNA ligase activity; tRNA binding; ATP binding. NCBI's taxonomy places the organism in Eukaryota, Fungi, Ascomycota, Pichiomycetes, Serinales, Metschnikowiaceae. Gene Ontology annotation, biological process: glutamyl-tRNA aminoacylation.
AUGAUUGUCUCAUCUUCGCUACGAUGUAUAGUGAAAAAUAUCAAAUUCAGCACGAGAAAUGAUACCAGAGGAUAUGCCCAUACGUUUCUAAAAGGCAGAUCACCUCUUAGUCCAAGCAAGAAUACCAUUCAUCCCCGCAAACCUGUCAGAACAAGAUUUGCGCCAUCUCCAACGGGACUGCUACACUUAGGUUCUCUUCGAACUGCACUUUACAACUUCCUACUAGCCAAACAAACAAAGGGACAAUUCGUGCUCCGAUUGGAGGACACAGAUCAAACUAGAGUAGUUCCUGGCGCAGAAGAGAACGUCUACGAGGCUUUGAAAUGGGCGGGAAUUGAUGCGGACGAGUCUCCUGUUGUUGGCGGACCGUAUGGUCCAUAUAAGCAGUCUGAAAGAGCGGCUAUUUACAAGGAGUACGUGGAUAUUUUGCUCAGUAAGGGCCUAGCAUACAAGUGCUACUGUUCAAAAGACCGCUUGAUCAGCCUUCGAGAAUCUGCGCACAAACUUCAGCCACCAACUACCGUGACCUAUGACCGUAAAUGUCUUCACGACCAAUCACAAGGGCUCGAAAGUUCCGAUUACGUGGUGAGAUUCAAGUCACCGGACGUUUAUCCAAUCACUGAGGAUCUUAAGCGCGGUAAGCUAGACAUUCAACCGCAAUACAACCAACAAGAUCGUAGAUUCGAUGACUUCGUCAUCAUGAAGCUGGAUGGCUUGCCAACUUAUCACUUUGCCAAUGUCAUUGAUGACCAUCUCAUGAAGAUAGACUACGUAAUCCGAGGCGAGGAAUGGCUUACAUCUACCCCCAAGCACUUAGCUUUAUACCAGGCGUUUGGAUGGGAGCCUCCAAAGUUCGUGCAUGUGCCUCUUUUGACCAGUUUGGAUGAGAAAAAGCUUUCGAAAAGACACGGCGACGUUGGUGUGUUUGCCUUUAGAGAUAAAGGAGUAGUGCCUCAAGCACUUGUCAACUUCGUUGCGUUGUUUGGCUGGUCUCCUAAAAGAGCCACGAACAAGGCCAUGAAAGAGGUCUUGACCCUACCUGAAAUGAUAGAGAGAUUCAGACUUGACGAUAUGACAAAGGGUAACACGAAGGUGAGUGACUCAAAGCUCUGGUUUUUCAACAGAUCACACCUCCGGUCUUUUCCUGUACUGUCAAGUCAAUUGCAAGAAUUGACAGAAUUGACUUUUGAUGAUUUUGCAGAGCAGGUCAGUGGAUCAUUUGACAAAGACUACUACAAAAAAUGUCUUGCUGCUACCUUCGGUCAUAUAGACAAACCCUCUGAUGUUGUAAAAGAGCACCCUUACUUUUUUGAGGAUGUCGAUUACAGUGGAAUUGACGUCUCGCAAAAUCAAUAUAUGUUGAAAAUUCUCGAGGCCGCCAGAAAUGAACUUAUUCUAGAAAGAAAACCAGCAAGUGUUCCAGCAUUGAAAGAACUCCUACCUGGUCAAUCUGCUAAAGAAAUUAAUGAGAGUUUACGAUUCGCACUCACUGGCCCAGUCCACGGCGUUAAGAUUCAUGAUAUUGUGGAGAUCAUUGGCAAUGAAAAGUAUUUACAACGGUUGGAAAAUGCUAUUGGAUAUCUUGAAAGUCACAAAGGUAAAUAG